GUGCUGCAUUCUCCCUCUUGCCUUGCUCGUGUCUGAGGGCUUGUAACAAAAAGUCGUCAAGCCCGACUGGAAAGAUCUGUUAUACUUCACUGUAGCUGGUCCACGCAGAAAAUCUUAUUUUAGCCUAGCGGACACCUCGCCAAAUCCUGCCAGCGUCCGAGACCAACGCUGCUGGGCAACUUCACAAGCCUGCGGUCGGAACUCUCGGAUACAAGCUAAACCUUCACCCAGAGGACAUACCUUCAUUACGAUGCCCGAAACGUCUUGACGAGUCUAUUCUGCCUGAGUUUGUCUUGCGUCCUCGUUCGGCUUUGAAAUGUCAUUUAGCUUUCAAUGGCCGCGGUUCUCCGACCAGUUCCAUGAGAACGCGAUACAGCUUUUAAACAAUGCAUUAAACAAGGGAAAUAAGCCACCGGUCAUUGCGGACAGGAUUGAAGUCGUUGAAUUGGAAAUGGGCACUCAGCCUCCAGAACUCGAAAUACGAGACAUAGGAGACCUGACUAUGAGUCAAUUUCGUGGUAUAUUCAGGCUAACAUAUGCAGGCGAUGCGCACAUAGUACUAAGGACGAAAGUUCAGGCGAAUCCGCUUUACCACAAGAAGCCCGAUAUACACCUCAUGGGUGGUAGCAAAGGCAUGGUGGCAGCAAAUCAGCCACUAAUUGUCCCUAUGCUACUCCGACUUUCCAACUUCAAACUCAAUUCCUACGUUGUACUGGUCGUUUCCAAGCAGAAGGGCAUUACACUCGUCUUCAAAACGGACCCACUCCAGAAUGUCGAUAUCAAUAGUACCUUCGACUCAUUCACGGUGAUUCAGAAGUUCAUCCAGAAAGAGAUUGAGGGUCAACUUAGACAGAUGUUCCGUGAGGACCUCCCGAGCAUUAUUCAUCGGCUUAGCCAGCAGUGGAUCAAGAAAUCUACUACGGUCGAGGCACCCUAUCUAGCGAAGCGACCAGCCAUGCGCCCGCAUGCCGGACUGGAAACUAUGUCAAAUCCAGAUUUCGCCCUCGGACGCGCGUUCUCGCCAAAUACGAAUCCACUUAUGGCAAGACGAGGUCCUUUACGACCGUCAGAAUUCCUACAAGGUAUUCCUCAGCGACGAUCAUCAACACUGCGUAGUGUUUCUUCGAAACCCUCGCUCACCACUCUCCGAUCAGCACCGGCUACCCCACAAGUUAUAUAUGAUCAGGAGACAGGCACCUUCAAGACUGAAAUACCCGAAUCAAAGGCGUUCAGUCAUCUGGGUCGUAUUCAUCGCGAAAGUAGGGGGCUAGCGGACCUUGCGGAAGAGGAGAGCGAAUAUGAUGGAACGGACGGAGAUGGUUCUUUCGAUGUAGUAGACUGGGACGAAACCAUGACGGACAUUCUGCCACCGCGAUCAGAGAUGAAUGUGACGGAAUACGAAAGUAUCCCUGCUGUAGGCGGUGGUAUGAUUACUCGCCCACGCGUAUACCACGCUUCUUCUCUAUUACACCAAACCCCGUCCUCCACAACCUCUUCAAGAGGUCUAUCAUCACCAGGACUCACUGCUCCGGCUCUCCAUCGACUAUCUCAGUCGUUAGCAGAUAUGCGUCAUCCAUCGCCAUUGAACCCGUAUAUGCCUAAUUCCUCCACGCCAGCGACAAGAAGGACGAGUUGGGAAGGUCCAUCUAUACAGGAAGGGACCCAGCUCACUGACGGGUUACCACAAUAUGCUUCCUCCCAGAUUCCGACGAUUAGGCGAACGAGCGUCGAGGACGAGCUGGAUGAAUUUCCGUUUGAGAACACAGCUAGUACUCCGCCACUCGUUCGACAACGAAGCGGGAACGAACAAUCCAGUUCCUCUUCAAACCCUUCUCCUAACGUCGUGCGUCUAGGCGUAACUGGAGACACCUCCUUCGAACGCGCAGGGGUCAGUCGACGAAGCUCAGUAUCGUCUCAAACUGUACCACCAUUCGCAACCUUCUCCGACAUGAGCGAUCCAGAUGCCGAGCCUAAGAUAAUCUUACGACCAGGCAUAAACAAUGCAGUCUCACAACUCUCCCUUCUCAACCGGUCAAAUCAAACUUUAUCUCCCUACACGCGUCCCCUUCAACAUUUCAUGAUUCGCAGCGUACCUCCGAGAAUGGCGAUGUCGCGUGAGAGGUCACAAGGGACGAUAUCCGACCGUCAACCAGUGAAGGCAAAACGGAAGAGAGUGUACAGGCUCGGAGGCAAAAACACAGAGAAGUCUGACGAGUCGCAGAUUCCUUCACGGCCCUCUGCACCAGAAACGACGAGCAAUCCGCCUCAGUCGCCUUCAACCACUGCAUCCGAUUUCGAUGCAACCGAGAUCGAUCGGUAUUUCCGUUCACGAGACGAAUACUCUCCCCGUCUUCGUACUUCGAGCUUAGAACCUCCACUCUUGAACCCUGCAUAUUUACGACGUCGGUCAUCUAUCAAUUCACGAAAGUUGUAG
Fomitiporia mediterranea MF3/22 is the source of this 2434-nucleotide messenger RNA. RefSeq lists its product as uncharacterized. Gene Ontology annotation, cellular component: ERMES complex. Gene Ontology annotation, biological process: mitochondrion organization; phospholipid transport. Gene Ontology annotation, molecular function: lipid binding. The coding region runs from base 317 to 2434 and encodes 705 amino acids. The transcript is spliced from 3 exons. NCBI's taxonomy places the organism in Eukaryota, Fungi, Basidiomycota, Agaricomycetes, Hymenochaetales, Hymenochaetaceae. The record is from RefSeq and is a predicted model, not a curated record.